This is a messenger RNA of Chenopodium quinoa (quinoa), 1750 nucleotides long. Its product is annotated as probable folate-biopterin transporter 6. The record is from RefSeq and is a predicted model, not a curated record. Bases 137 to 1642 code for a protein of 501 amino acids. Gene Ontology annotation, cellular component: membrane. The transcript is spliced from 4 exons. NCBI's taxonomy places the organism in Eukaryota, Viridiplantae, Streptophyta, Magnoliopsida, Caryophyllales, Amaranthaceae.
CAUAAAAGUAGUACAAGCUAAGAUUGCAUCUCUUCUGAUCUGAAAGCUUUCAAAGUCAACCAACCUCAUUUUGUUUCUCUAUUUCCUCAACUCCCUUGUUUUGCUUCCUAGUUCCUACAAUAAUCUCACAUUGAUCAUGAGCUCUAUUGAAACAGACUUCAUGAUUCCACCACCACAACCAAACCCCGAAAGUAUUGCACAUCACCAAAACCAAAAAACACUCUCAUCUCUUGUCUUGCAACCUCUAGAAUGGCUCAAAAUGAUGUCCUCCGCUUCCCAUCCCACCCUCGUCAUUGGCAUCAUUGUCUAUGGCCUCAACUUAGGCUUCAUCGAGUCAUACUUUCGUGUCGUGACUGACUACUACUGGAAAGACGUCCAAAGGAUCAACCCUUCUUCAGCUCAACUCUAUGCCGGUCUUUACUUCAUUCCUUGGAUGUUAAGACCCCUUUGGGGCCUCUUGAGUGAUGUUUUCCCUAUAAGGGGAUAUCACCGGCGGCCUUAUUUUAUUGCCGCCAGUGUCAUUGGAGCUUUAUCGGCGGUACUCGUGACAAUGAUCUCCACAUUGCCUGUUAGCUUGGCUCUUGUUUGUUUCAUUGGAGUUGUUUGUGGGAUGGCCAUCGCAACUGCAACGAUUGAUGCUUGUAUUGCUAAGCGUAGCAUCGAGGUGAAAGAGUUAGCCCCGGAAUUACAAUCUCUUCGUGGGGUUUGUCUCUCUUUUGGAGACUUGUUUGGGUUUUUUGUUAGUGGAUUUCUUGUUCAUUUGCUUGGACCUCAGGAAGCACUCGGGCUUCUAACUAUCGCACCAGCUUCAUUUCUAGUUUUGGGAUUCCUUAUUUAUGAAUUAAGAUCAUUUUCCAACCCUACUCAUGCUUCUAACAAGGUUGCAGAAAGGGUAGGAAGCGCAAUGCAGAAUAUGUAUAAAACAAUGAAGUUCCCACAAGUUUGGAAACCAUCACUCUUCAUGUUUCUGUCUUUGGCCCUCAGUUAUAGCACUCAUGAAGGCCAUUUUUACUGGUAUACUGAUCCUAAACUCGGUCCCGGUUUCUCCAAGGAAUUUAUUGGAAUGAUGUAUGCAAUUGGAGCCGUGGGAUCUAUAGUUGGUGUAUUCAUCUACCACAAGUUCUUGAAAGAUUACCCUCUUAGAACUCUCCUGUUCUAUGCUCAACUCAUCUACGCCGUAUCUGGACUGUUGGAUCUUAUGUUCAUCCUAAGAUGGAAUUUACCACUUGGGAUCCCUGAUUCAUUAUUCAUUAUAAUUGAGGAAACUGUUUUGCACAUAAUCGCGCGUAUUCGAUGGAUGCCAAUGGUAGUCUUGAGUACAAGGCUAUGUCCUUUAGGCAUUGAGGGAACGUUUUUUGCACUUCUAAUGUGCAUAGAUAGCUUAGGCUCCCUCUCUUCUAAGAUGAUUGGAGGAGUGGUACUUCAUCUCUUCAAUAUUUCAAGAACUAAUUUUAGUAAUUUGUGGUUGGCAGUUCUUGUAAGAAAUUGUUUGAGAUUAGGUACACUUGCUUUGAUCUUUCUUGUACCAAAUGUAACACAACAUGAUGUUUUGGUUCCUUCCAAUAAUAUUAGCUCAAACAAAUAUAGUAAUUCUAGGGUAGAGGAAGCAACGUUGGAACUUGUACCUUUGGUUGAAAAUUAGAAAUUUGAUUACACCAAAUAUUUGGAUUGUAGUAUAGCAUAAAAGUGGAUGUUUUAACAUUAUUAUACAAAGAAGUAUAACAUAUAAAUCUUUUUCUAAUCGAGUAGA